AAUAGAUUUAUAACUAAAUGUAGGUACUAUUUAUCAUUUUGAAUAUUAUGGAUUAUGGAUGAUACCUUGCUAUAAAGAAACUGAAGUUUAUUAAUUUUUUACAUUUUUCUGGAUAUCCAAAAUAUUUUCAAUACAUGCAAGUUGAGGUGUUUUAAGAUGACAGCACUGAAUGAAGUUCCAAUCAAAGUGAUAGCAAGAGUCCGUCCAUAUAUUGAAAAUGAGAUUCAGUUUAGUCAGCAUCCAUGUUUAUGUUGCAUUCCAAAUGAACCACAGCUUAUUGUUGGAAAAGACAAACAUUUUACAUUCGAUAAAGUUUUUGAUAAAAGUGCAACUCAGACAGAACUUUAUGAGCAGUCUGUUUAUGACAUGAUUGAAUGGUUUUUUCAAGGGUACAAUGCUACAGUUUUUGCAUAUGGUCACACUGGAUCUGGCAAAACAUAUACAAUGGGUUUAGGAGCAUGUUCAUAUUACGACGAGGAAGAAUGUGGUAUCAUUCCAAGAGCUGUUAAAGAUAUUUUUAAAAAUAUUCAGAGAAAAGAGAAUGAAAUGGUUUACAAAGUAAAUGUCUCAUUCAUAGAAAUUUACAAAGAAGAUACAAUAGAUUUGAUUAGUAACUCUUCAAAAAAUAUUUUUAUUGGAGAAGACGAAUUUGGAAACACAGUUUUGUUUGGUGCAUGCAAAGAGCCCGUUUAUAAUGCAGAAGAUGUUCUAAAUUUACUAGAUGCUGGUACUGCAAUGCGGCAUGUUAGUGCUACGAGUAUAAAUGGAUUGUCAAGCCGUUCUCAUUGUAUAUUUUCACUCAUAUUAGAACAAUAUCCUGUAUCAAAUGAUAAUCUUGAAAAAGGUGCCAUUCUUUUUUCUCAGUUUUACUUUGUGGAUCUAGCUGGUUCUGAACGUGUCCAUUGUACUGGUAACCAUGGUGAAUGUUUUAAUGAAUCUGUUUUCAUAAAUUCUGGAUUACUUGCACUUGGUAAUGUUAUUUGUGCACUUUCUGACAACAAAAAGAAGUAUAUUCCUUACAGAGAAAGUAAAUUGACUUGUCUCUUAAAAGAUUCUCUUGGAGGAAACAGUCGAACUUUAAUGAUUACAUGUUUAAGUCCGGCUUUAAGUGAUCUUGAUGAAGAUAUAAAUUCUUUAAAAUAUGCAACUCGGGCCAAGCUUAUAAGGAACAAACCUGUAUUAAACUGGCUAAAACAUUCUCAAACAAACAUUCAAAAUCAGUUACCUCAAAGUGAAAAUAAAGAAACAAGUAGCGAAAAUAAGAACGAUUUGAAGUUUUCAAACAAUGUUUUACAAGACCAUAAAUGUUUUAUUCAAAGUUUUAAUGAAAUCAGUACUAUUUUGUGUGCUGUUAAAUUAUGCAAUAUUCCGUAUGAUCUUAAAGAGAAAAUUAAUGUGUGGCUUAGUCAGUGGGACAAAGGUUCUAAGUUCACGGAUAUCUGUGAUCCUUCUUCAACAAUUGAUUUAGCUAUGAAAAGUUUUCAUGGUAGUCUUUUGGAAAUUGAUGAAAAGAAAAGAAAAUGUUGUGAUUGUGAAAAGACAUCACUUAACUUAAAGCAUAUUCUGUGCAUGCAAAAAAAUGAGCUUGAAGAAAUGCGUACUGAAGUUAACAUGUUUGGAGAAGAAAAUGCAAUCCUUAGAUUGGAGUUAGACAAAAUGAAAAAUAAAAAUGCAGAGCUCCAGGAGUAUAUAUUAGAAAAAGAAAUGAAUAAUCAAAAGGUGAACAUUCAAGGUUGUGCGGAGGUAGCUGUAGAAACUUCUAGUCAGUUAUUAUCUGAAGAACGUGUUUUACAGAAACUUUGUGCCAUAAAUUCAAUGAGAAUCUCACAAAUGGAUGAUGCAGAUUUUGUUGAACAUGAUGAUGAUAUUGAUGAUGAGGAGGACAAUGAUGAAGAGCAAGAAGAGUCUAUUAUAUCUUAUGAAGAAUCAAUAUCUCAAGCCAAGAAAUAUUUGUCAAAUAUACCUCGACCUAUAAAAUAUUUAAAAAACCAAAAUAAUCCUUCACCAACCAAAUUCCAACAUAAUAUGUAUAUAAAUCUUGAAAAAAGAAAGAAUUCAGGAAUUAAAGAAUCGGAGAAGCAGCAAAGGGAGUUUCUUAGUGAAAUGAAGAUGUUGGAACAUAACAUAAAGCAAAAAGAAAUUUUAAUUAAUGAACUGUUGCUAAGUGAAAAAGAAGCCAAGGAAACAAGUGUUGUAUACAAAGAAAAGUUAGACAAGCUUGAAAUAGAUUAUAAUAUUGCAAAUGAUGAGCUUUUAAAAGUAAAACAGAAGAUUGAUGAAGUUAUUUCUCUUGAUGACGAUAAACAUAAAAAAAAGUUGGAAAAUGAUUAUAAUAAAAAAUUGCAAAUCCUCGAAAAAAAAUUUGCCACUUUAAAAAAAAAAGAAUCUGCUUAUGAUCGAUUUAUGGACAUACAAUCUACAAAGGAGAAGAAGAUUAAAGAGCUUGAGUCAUCGAUGGUUCGAAUGAAAAACCAAUAUAUUGAAAUUGAGCGCCACUUAAAAUCUGAGUUAGAGAGAGUUAAUAAUAUUGAAUUUGAACGACGAAAAAGUGAGCUGCGAAUCAAAGAGUUAGAAAAAGAAACUAACCAACAAAAAAAAAUAUUAAAAAUAAAAAACGAAGAAGUGGCAGCUGCCCAAAGAAAGCUUAGAACUUCAUCAGGGGGAAAUAUGACAUCUAGACACUUAGAGUUAGAAAAGAAGCAGGUAUGGCUUGAUGCUGAGAUAGAAAAAAUAAUAACGAAACAAAAAGAAAUGAAUCUUCUAGAGGCUGAUUUAAUUGAACGUGAUGUAAGUUUAAGGAAAAGAGAAUUAUUGUUAUCCGAGAAAAAAGAGUUAGAAGAAAAGAAGUUUGAAUCAAAUCAAGAAUUGUCUAAUUGUUUAUUGAGAUUAUCUAUUCAAAUGGAAACAAUCGAUGAACAAAUACAAAAAAUAUCUCCUUCUGAUACGAAUCAUUUGCAUCAGUUAACUUCUAUGAAAGAAGAUCUUAUACAACAAAAAUUAGCACUUGAACAUUCAGCGCAUGAUUUCAAUGGUCUUGAUGCUGCAGAGCAGCGUCGAUUAAUUGAACUUAGUGAAGCACUUGAUGCAGUCGAUGAAGCCAUAAAAUAUAAAAACGAUUUAAUAAAAAAAAAUCAGACAAACAUUGAAAGUAUAGAAUAUCAAAAUUAUGUUAAAGUAGAGUAUUUAAUAAAAAGUAUGGGCGACUUGGAUGUAGACGAGUAUAAGCAUUUACUUGGUAAAUUAUUUUUGAAAAUAAUAAAUUUACGCAAAAUUUUAAUGGAAACAGAAACUAUGAAACAACAAAUUGACAUAAAAGUUAAUUCUCAAUCGAAAACAAUACACGAGCUAGAAAGAACAAUAAAGUUAAUUGAAUCUCGUUAUGAGAACUUAAUUAUUGAACAAAAUUGUAAACACGAAAACGAAGUACAUUUUUUCAUGGAGCAGCUUAAAAAUACGGAAAAAGACAUCAAAGUAAAAGAUGCUAACAUGCGAAUUGCACAAGAGACAGAAAAACGUAACAAGUACUUGGAGAAAGAGCUUUAUUACUAUAAAGUUCAAGCAAAGAGAUAUAAAAGUCAACUUAAAGAAUUUUUUAGUACAGUUCCCAACGAUUCUGAUUUGAAAAAAAUUUCUAGGGAUACAGAGAAUAGUGAUAAAUUUCAUUUACCUCCUGUACAGGAUGCCGUCUUCUCUAAGGAAAAAAAUGAAAGACGUUUAGAUGAAAAAAGGUUAUCGGAAAUAUUUGAAAUGAAACCAGCUAACAAUUUGUCAAGUAAUCGGUUGAUACAAAAAUCAAGAGAUUCGUUGGGAUUUGUGAGAGAUUCUCUGUGAUUUAUAGUUUUA
Molecule: messenger RNA, 3843 nt
Organism: Hydra vulgaris (swiftwater hydra)
Lineage: Eukaryota; Metazoa; Cnidaria; Hydrozoa; Anthoathecata; Hydridae
Product: kinesin-like protein kif7
Biological process (GO): mitotic spindle organization; microtubule-based movement; spindle elongation
Cellular component (GO): microtubule associated complex
Molecular function (GO): microtubule motor activity; ATP binding; microtubule binding
Source: RefSeq, a predicted model, not a curated record